AUGCUCUUCAACAUCAAGUCUGCCUUCUUCCUUGGUCUCAUUGCCACCACCUACGCAUCACCUAUCUCCCUCAAUGAUACCGACGUCGACCUCGAAAACCGGAGCCUCGAAGUCAGAGCCGCAGUUGAGCCUAUGAACUGUGGCGGCAAAACCUUUACCGAAGACCAGAUCAAAGACUCCAUCAGCCAGGCCAAGUCAACCCGGUCGCUAUCCAGCCCAUUUCAUCAACAAGAAGGGGAAGGGCAAUGA
Aspergillus chevalieri is the source of this 249-nucleotide messenger RNA. RefSeq lists its product as uncharacterized. The record is from RefSeq and is a predicted model, not a curated record. Bases 1 to 249 code for a protein of 82 amino acids. The transcript has a single exon. Lineage: Eukaryota; Fungi; Ascomycota; Eurotiomycetes; Eurotiales; Aspergillaceae.